CUUCGAGGCAAGAAGAGACGCAGAAGCGAGACCAGAGAGUGACGCAUGUCGAUGACCUUGGAGAUGAGAUUUUGGUCAUUGGAGUUGAGAGUUCCGAUGGAGACUCUACUCCGACCAUCCUUCACCCAACCCAACCGCUUCCAGUUCAACCUCAAACUCCCCACCUUCACCCAACUCUUCGCUACAUGCCCCUGCCCACCAUUGAAACCAUGCUCACCUACCCCACCGUCCCCCAGUCAGUCUAUGAUACCCUCGCCCGUGGCGAGGGUCGUGUAUCUAUAUCUCCUAAACAACGCUCCCGUACUGGUUCUAGUUCCUCCAGUUCAUCCAUUUCCUCUACGUCUUCUUCAAAACCCUCCAUAUACGCCUCAUCCGAGGCUAACAAAGAGGAUUGGCAUGAGUCUGUCGAGCAGACUGAUGCCUGGGGCCAGCCGGAUGAAGCUAGCGAGCUGCAGGGCACCGUAACGUAUGGAGCCGCAGGCAUUGCUGUUAGUCCGAGAGCUAUGCGCGCUGGGUAUAGCUUGGGCGGGUAUUGGGGCAGGCCGCUGUCCAAGAUUGAGGAGAGCGAGGACGAGGCGAAGGGGCGGGAGAUGCUGUAGAGCAUUGGUUCGACCUUCAUACUGGCGCAUAGUAUCUCAUCAGCAACACUCAUUACUGUACUUCAGUUGUUUAUGUGUCUUUUCGUGGGACUUCACUCGUUUGCAAGGGGUAUUCGGGAGUCUUGCUGUACGCAGAAUUGGAAAUGAAAGCUUCUCGUUCAGAGCUUACCCAGGCUCAUCG
Messenger RNA from Mytilinidion resinicola, 780 nucleotides. RefSeq lists its product as uncharacterized. The transcript has 2 exons. The record is from RefSeq and is a predicted model, not a curated record. The coding region runs from base 186 to 599 and encodes 137 amino acids. Lineage: Eukaryota; Fungi; Ascomycota; Dothideomycetes; Mytilinidiales; Mytilinidiaceae.